Messenger RNA from Rotaria sp. Silwood1, 720 nucleotides. The record is from the annotation of a GenBank genome assembly. Lineage: Eukaryota; Metazoa; Rotifera; Eurotatoria; Philodinida; Philodinidae.
AUGGACUUUAUAAAAAUACGUUAUUCCAAAACUUUUUUUAAUACUUUCAGUUUUGAAAUAAUUCAAGAUAUUGGUACUGUAAAAUGUUCAGAUUUUCUUCAAAUUUUACAUGAAUCAGCAAUAACAGGUGUCAUUACGUCAAUUGGUGUGGUAGAAAAACAUUAUAGCUGUCCAAGAUGUUAUUCCACAGAUGUGGAAUGCAAUGAUAAAACCAUCAAAUGCAUUACGUGUAAAUCAAGAUCACUUUGUGUAAAAGAUUCUGUCAAACCAGAACAAAUCAAACUCAAUGUAGUUGAUCGUGAUCAAAAUAUGAUUGAGUUUAUUGUUGAUUCAUCAAAAAUUGAAGCCUUAUUGCAACAAUGUAAUCGAGAAGAUCUUUGUCAAAAAGACUUAGUCGAGCAAGAAGAUGUUUUACUUGCAUUAUCUUCGAUAAAUGUUUUUGUUAAUUUUAAUCCGAAAAAUAUGCAAAUCAAUAAACAUGAUGAUUUGAAUAAUCCUCAAUUGAAUCCUUUAAUUAACGAAUUUAGUAAAUUGGACGAACAACUUAAAUCAUCAAAUACUGACAAAUUAAUUGGUGAUUGUCGUCAAAAACUUGUUCAAUGGCAUGAUAAUUAUUAUAAAAUAAUAAAUCAAUUAUAUGAACAAAAAAUUUAUGAACUUGAUCAACAUUGUUUACAGAAACUUGAUAAACAAGGAACACAAUUAAAUUUAAUACGUUGA